Messenger RNA from Raphanus sativus (radish), 1223 nucleotides. RefSeq names its product disease resistance protein RPS4B-like. Lineage: Eukaryota; Viridiplantae; Streptophyta; Magnoliopsida; Brassicales; Brassicaceae. Gene Ontology annotation, molecular function: ADP binding. Bases 131 to 1090 code for a protein of 319 amino acids. The record is from RefSeq and is a predicted model, not a curated record. The transcript is spliced from 2 exons. Gene Ontology annotation, biological process: signal transduction; defense response.
UCCACUGGCUGAUGAGAGAACUUUUGCUCCACUCAUCAACGGCCUUCUUUCUUCCACACAUUCCUCAGCUUAAAGACCUUUAUAAAAAAAAUCUAAAUCCACAUGCUUUCAGUCUCUCGACACAUCAAUCAUGGCUUCUAUUUCCUCCAACCCCUCCUACUCCCCCUCCUCCUCCUCCUCCUCCUCCUCUUCAGUGCAGCAGCAGCAGCAGUAUCAAGUGUUCAUCAACUUUCGAGGGGAGGUGCGAAACGGUUUCGUCAGCCAUCUCUAUAAAGCGUUGUUAAGAAAUGGGAUCUACGUCUUUAGGGAUGAAGACGAAAACAGAGGUAAACAUCUGAACACUCUUUUCUCGAGAAUCGAGGAGUCAAAGAUCGCGCUGGCCAUCUUCUCGAGCUUGUAUGCGGAAUCAGAGUGGUGCUUGGACGAGCUGGUGAAGAUCAAGGAGUGCGUCGACUCAGGCAAACUUGUUGUCAUCCCUAUCUUCUACAAGGUGAAUACUAGCGAUGUUACCAAACAAGAGGGAGUUUUCGGUGCGAGGUUUAAGGAUUUGGUGACUAGGACUAGUAAUAUUGAAAAGUUAUUCAAUUGGAAAAAAGCUUUAGAGGAUGUUCCACAGAUAACAGGCAUUAAGUUAGGCGAGAUGAGCGAUGAAGCUGAAUCCGUAGAGAAAAUUGUACAAGAAGUCAUUAAAGAGCUUUCGAUGGAUGUGGCUAAGGAAAUCCCCGUUGCAGGAGACGAAGAAGAAACGCAUGAAGCUCCCAUUACCUCCGGAGACGACGACUACGACGAAGAAAUGCCCGAAGCUCCACUGUUUGACAUGGACGCACGUCUUGAGCAAUUGGUAGAGAUGUUAAAUUUCGAGUGCAAGAGUACACGUACGAUUGGUGUUGUUGGGAUGCCUGGUAUCGGUAAGACCACCCUGGCGGAUAAGCUGUACGAAGAGUGUGAAGGGAAAUUCCGACGCUGUGUUUUUCUUCGUGAUGUCCGUGGAAUGUGGAGAGGCAACACCAUGGAUCUGUUGGAGCAAAUGAGAUGCGAGAAUAAAGGAGAUGAUAGAGUUGAAGUUGGUCGUUAUCGUUUUGGUGUUUAGUCAUUAUCUUUUCGAGUCUUUAGGCUCAAGUAUUGUUAGGAGUUAUCUUGGUUUUCUAUGCUUAAGUUUCGGAGUUAUCUAUUGACGUUUGUAGGCUAUAUAAUGCCAUAUGUUUUCAAUGAAUGAAUUAAGU